This is a messenger RNA of Symbiodinium natans, 1038 nucleotides long. The record is from the annotation of a GenBank genome assembly. NCBI's taxonomy places the organism in Eukaryota, Dinophyceae, Suessiales, Symbiodiniaceae.
AUGUUGCAGAACAUCCAAGUGCAGGUGGGACGCUCGUGCCUCGACCUGCCCACGGCGAAGCUGGCGCGGCUGCCGACCCUAGGGCACCUGCGCCACCACACGAGGCUGUUUUAUCCAGAGCUUCCGGAACACCCAGCGGUCUUUGUGCACGACGGUGAAGUCGUCGACGAUCGACGAUGGCAGCAGCUAACGACCUUCAACCCGACCACCACCCUCCGCCUCCAAGUUGCCCAGGGGCUCCCUUCGGAGGCGAGCAGCGCCGCCCCCUACGCCCCGCUGCCGAGCGCGCCAGCAGCUCCAGAUGAGGAGAUCCGGAGCGAGUACUUCGCGGUGCGGGGGCGGAGCGGCAACACCACGCUCUACCUCCAGAAGUCGGACUUCGACCGGCGCAUCGACGAGUUUGCCCGGGAGCGAAGCCUCUCCGAGGGCACGUGGCUGAUGUUUCCGCCCGCCUACCAGGAGGAGUACGAGCGGAAGUUUCGGGACGCCGGCGCGGAGGUGCGCGUGACCAGGCAGGCGAUGGCGCUCCUGCAAAAGUGGCACCAGGAGGUCGCCAUCGGCGGUGGUGUCCUGGUGGGCAGCUUAGCGGGCCUUGCUGCUGGCAGCUCCCUCCUGUCCCUGGAGUUGGGGGCGGAGGCCGCCGCGGAAGUCGCCGCCGACUCCGCAGAACUGCUUGGGGCCAGCACUGCCAGCAGCAGCUUGGCACCGAGCCUUGUUGCGGGCGCGGUGAUGUCAGUAGUGGCCGGCCUCGCUACAUGGAGUCUGCUGAAAAGCUGGCUGCCCGAGCUUGGUAAGGAGGACUACGCGGUGAUCAGUGUGCCCAAGGAGGACACGGGCAUGCUCGAGCUUGGGAUGAUCUCAGAGUCAGCGGCCUGCCCCAUUUGCCUGGACAGGCCCUCGGACGCCUUCGCGAAGCCGUGCAAGCACGCGGCCUGCCGAAAGUGUCUCGAGAAGCUGCGGCAGCAGCACUCUCCCGAAGCGCCGCCGUGCCCUCGAUGCCGUUGCCCUGUUGAGGACGUUGAUAUUUUCUACUUGUGA